Solanum stenotomum is the source of this 693-nucleotide messenger RNA. Its product is annotated as protein BUNDLE SHEATH DEFECTIVE 2, chloroplastic-like. Gene Ontology annotation, molecular function: protein folding chaperone. The record is from RefSeq and is a predicted model, not a curated record. Gene Ontology annotation, cellular component: chloroplast stroma; protein folding chaperone complex. Lineage: Eukaryota; Viridiplantae; Streptophyta; Magnoliopsida; Solanales; Solanaceae. The transcript is spliced from 5 exons. The coding region runs from base 130 to 528 and encodes 132 amino acids.
GAGAGUGAGACCAAAAAAAAGAACGAGCCUUAUCUAGUAACCUGUGGUUACAUGUUUUAUUAAAACCAACACAAUUUUAGCUAAUUCUCUGAUUAAAUUCAAAAAAAGAAGUGAAAUUCAACUGUCUUAAUGGCAAAUUCUGUGUGUUUCACCCCUUUAGCAUCAUUGAACUCUUUCAAUAAACCAGGUUUAAUUAAUGGAAAUGGGAAUUGCGCUGGAAGAAAGAUUCAAUUGAUCAAAGAUGUUACCUUCAACUCCAAGAGUAACUUAAGAGUCGUAGAAGUGAAGGCCGCUGACAGUGAUAAAGAAAUAAAAGUAAAGAGCAUAGUCUGUCAAAAGUGUGAAGGAAAUGGUGCAGUGGCGUGCUCACAAUGUAAAGGCGUUGGGGUUAACUCCGUCGAUCAUUUCAACGGACGGUUUAAAGCCGGUGGACUAUGUUGGCUGUGCAGAGGUAAAAAAGAUAUAUUGUGUGGUGACUGCAAUGGAGCUGGAUUUCUUGGUGGAUUUAUGAGUACGUUCGAUGAGUAGACUUCAGAUGCACUGGUCUCGAGUAGACUCGAAGGCAGGUAGAGGCAGGUUCAGAGGCAAAUCCAGAAUUUAAACUUGAUGAGUUCAGUUUCUAAAAUUCUCAGUAUUGAACUCAUUGUACUUCUGAUAUUAUGAUUUCAUAAUUUGAUAUUUGUUAAAACUUUA